AUGGACCGCAGGGUAGUCAAGCCGCCGGGGCAGGAUUUCGUAGUGGAGCGUCUCAAAAGCCGCUACGGACUAAGGGGCAGCUGCCCCGUCGAGUAUGAAUUUUCAGAUUUUCAUCAGGCUGAAUAUAAGAGAAGCUCUCUAACCUCCCUAGAAGAUUUGGAUAUCUAUUCAUCUGGAGAUAAAGUUGUUUCAUCAUUAAGAUGUUACUCCGAUGAAAGCAAGCAUCAUAGAACACCUUUUUGCAGUUCCUUCAAGCACUUAAAUAUGAAUUGCCCAGAUGAAGAACUGGAUUCUUUUCAUGAUCUGAAGAAACAGGAAACAGAAGAAGAAUCAAUGGAGAGUAAUCAUAGAGUUAGUACCGCCAAAGUAACCAAGCAAUCUUUUAAAGAGAUGGAAAAAGUUGCUGUGCCAAUUAAUAAGUCCUCAUCAAGAAUUUUGUCUGAAUGUUGUAGUGAUGCAAGUGACUCUCCUUUAAAACCUGUCAGCUCCCCCAAAUCUAAAGCAUCAAACAAGCAGAGUUUACUUCCAUAUCAAGUCAGUCAGAUAUAUGAUGAGUUAUUUCAAAUACAUCUGAAACUGCAGUGUGAAACUGCAGCACAACAAGAAUUUGCCGAAGAACUUCAAAAGCGAGAACGGUUUUUACUUGAAAGAGAACAGCUGCUUUUCAGACAUGAAAAUGCCUUGAGCAAAAUUAAAGGUGUUGAAGAGGAGGUUCUUACAAGAUUUCAGAUUAUAAAGGAGCAACAUAAUGCCGAAGUGGAACACUUAACUGAAGUUCUUAAGGAAAAGAAUAAAGAAAGCAAAAGACUGAGGUCCUCUUUUGAUGCAUUGAAAGAGUUGAAUGAUACAUUAAAAAAGCAAUUAAAUGAAGUAAGUGAAGAAAACAAGAGGAUGGAAAUUCAGGCUAAAAGAGUUCAAGCUCGUUUAGAUAACUUACAGAGGAAGUAUGAAUUCAUGACAGUACAGAGAUUGAAAGGAAAUUCUUACACUGCUCCUGAAGUGAAAAAUUCAAAACAAGAAAAAGUACCAGUUUCAAAAACUUCCAAGGUCCCACUUAAUGGACAAGUUUAUGAACUUUUAACUGUCUUCAUGGAUUGGAUGUCGGAUCAUCAUCUUAGUAAAGUGAAGCAUGAAGAAUCUGGAAUGGAUGGUGAAAAACCUCAACCCAAAUUGGCUUCUCAGAGAAGUGAUAUUCAAGAAAAGUUUGUAAAGCUUUUGCCUAUGAUGACAGAGCAACUACAGUGGAUGCCAUUUGUGAAUGUCAAACUUCACGAGCCUUUUGUAAAAUUUAUAUAUUGGUCACUAAGACAGCUAGAUGCUGGAACGCAGCAUUCAACUAUGACUUCAACAUUGAGGAGAUUGGGUGAAGACAUAUUUAAAGGAGUAAUAACUAAAGGAAAUCAGGAUAAUUCUUUAGAGCACUCCGGGGAGAAUAAACCAAAGACAACUGCUUUCUUUAAGAGCUCUAAUUUGCCAUUGAGAUUUUUAUCAACCUUAAUUGUUCUCAAAACAGUCACUCAAGCUGAUUACCUGGCUCAGGCAUUUGAUUCUCUGUGUGUGGACUUGAAGACAGAUGAAGGAAAACUCUUGUUUUUGAAAUAUCACACUGUUCCAGUAAUACUGAAUCACCUAAGAAUAUCCAGUAAAGGACUCUUAUCCAAUGUCAUUGAUAGUUUGCUUCAGAUGACAGUGGAAUCUAAAUUCUUGCAGCCGUUCCUGGAAGCCUGUAGCAACACUUUAUUUUUUCGUACUUGCUCCGUGCUGCUUCGAACUCCUAAGCUUGAUCUUCAAAUACUAGAAAAGCUCAGUAUUAUUCUACAAAAACUUUCAAAAAUCAAGAGUAAUAAGAAGCUCUUUGAACUUUUUACAAUUCAUCUGAUGCUUCAAGAAAUACAAAGGACAACCCAUCCAGAGCAUGCCUUUCUCUGUAUUAAUCUAAACUCAACUCUGUUCAACUUGGGUUUAACAAAAUGCAACUCGGUAGUCUCCAGUGAAAACCAUUAGG
Otolemur garnettii (small-eared galago) is the source of this 2005-nucleotide messenger RNA. It is a transcript of the gene CCDC138, whose product is annotated as coiled-coil domain containing 138. NCBI's taxonomy places the organism in Eukaryota, Metazoa, Chordata, Mammalia, Primates, Galagidae. The transcript is spliced from 15 exons. Bases 1 to 2004 code for a protein of 667 amino acids. The record is from RefSeq and is a predicted model, not a curated record.